Annulohypoxylon truncatum is the source of this 949-nucleotide messenger RNA. RefSeq lists its product as uncharacterized. The coding region runs from base 293 to 526 and encodes 77 amino acids. The record is from RefSeq and is a predicted model, not a curated record. The transcript is spliced from 3 exons. Lineage: Eukaryota; Fungi; Ascomycota; Sordariomycetes; Xylariales; Hypoxylaceae.
GUAUUGUUGUUUUAGUCUCUAAGCUCUAAAAUCUCCGCAGGAGAUUUUAAAUACCUCCCACAGUGCAAGUAGCACUUUCCCAGCUUGUACACUCCAUCUCCUGCCAAGAUCUCUCUGAACCCCACGCCAAGAUGCGGAUGAACAUGCAAUAUUUAUUGAUUUAGCCAAGAUACGACUAUGCCUAAUCCGGUCAAGACACCCGACGUCGCCGUCAUCAAUUCAUCUAACCACCACCACCACCAUCCCGUUUCUUCCACUUUCAAGCUCAUAAGUCAAUAAGCAACCCCCGAAGAUGGCUGACUGCGGACUCCCCUUUCCCGUCGUUUGUAUCCAGUGCGGCCGAGGUGUCGGCCUCUGCGGCGUCAAGGUCAUCGGACCGACCAUUGGUUUUUGCGUUGCCGUGUUAGCUGCCUUCAUCUGUUGGCCUAUCGCGCUCCUGUUCUGCUGUUUCACAGAGACGGGCAAGAAAUGGUUUUGGAAACCGUGUGAUAUCAACGCUCAAGUUUCAGACCUAUUUCCAAUCUGACCAAGGGGGAAGUCCACGGAUUUAAGCACUAUGUCAAUUAGUGCCUAGGGCUGUGGAUUGUAUCAAGUCCGGUGUUUCCGAUCAGCUGUUGACGAAAAAUAAGAGUGUUUCGUUGAGAACAACAUCACGAGAAGCUAUGAUCAAGCACUUCAAUUCUAAAGCGGAAGUAGUUAAUGUUAAUAUAAUUCUUAUUUCAAAUGGAUAUAACUUUUUAACGUGAGAUGGGCUCGGAACUGUGAAUGAUUAGCAAACUACCCGCAAGCCGCAUUUACCUGAGAUUGGCACUUUGAGAAUGAAGUCGUCUUAUGGAGAGCGCUUAAUUAUACGAGGUUUUCACAAAUAGCAACUCGAGAAUUGCUAACCUCGGCAUCAACCGGCAGCUGGACUUUAGCUGGGACCUUUGUCAUCGCUGAAUCCUCCAUA